UUCUGCACAUACUAUACCGUUUCCCGUACGACGAUGUCCACUAUUUCCUUGACCAUCAAUAGCCUGGCGGGAGGCAGCAUUAUUGAGAACAUUUUGAAGCAGCUCGUCGCCAUGUACCCACUGUGCCACGACCAGGCCGUGGACUCAUAUCUGGAGCUCUUCAAGCUUGCUACCAUAUGCCACCAGUGGAUGGAGUGCUUAAAAAAGCCCAUGUGUCGUACGGCAUUUGUUGUUUGUAAGGGGCGUAUGGACCAAUACCUUCCCGGUGCUAUUGCCACCAGGUACAAAUGGGUGACAAACAUUGGAUUCAUUGCAUCAGCGGGAAUGUCACGAGAGACCACUAGUCUUCUCAUCGAUAACGGGAGCCAGGGAUGGAACGCAUCAUUUACUCAAGCACUGGAGGAAUUUCAGUUCAGUGCGAGCAGCUGGGACAGCAUCAAAACACUGCAUAUCGGGGCUAUUGGGAGAACCCCGCACGACGAUGCACUCGCAUGUCUAGCUCAGAAUCUGAGUGCCCUCACUAGGAUCACCUGUGACAAAGCCAGGUUUAUAUACGUACUGCUCGCUCACUUAUCCACACCAGCUGCCAGGAACGUCCCAGUGGCAUGUCUACGGACCUUGUGCAUCGCUGGCCAAAUUGAUAAGGCUAUGUGGUCAGCAUUCCAGCAUCCUGCAGGCAAGCCCAUCGUAUUUCCGGACUUUGCUGAAUGCAAUCUGCACCUUCCUAAACUUCAGAGGCUUUGCGCAUACAAUGCACUCGACCACUUCCGGGACUUUUACAAGCCCUUCCUUGACAUGCCGUUAUGCUGUCUGCAAGUAUCGGAAAGAACGCACAACCUGCCGUAUAUCCAGCCUGUACUUAUACAGAGCGUGUACACUCUAGAGAGGACAGAUACGGGCCUCUCCAAUUCUUUUUUGACCAUAGCAUCGCCUGUUCGCUCAGCAGUACUGGUUUCGCUCGAGUCACUUCAGUUGGGUUUGCGAGAUAUCCCUUACCAUGACAUCGACUGCCUUCUCAUGCAGCUUCCACGACUCUGGUACCUCCACAUUAAUGUCCAUAACUGGGAUUAUCCAAGUGCCGACACUGCUCAAUCCACAUCCCCAAUUAGCACGACCCUCCAGCACCUCAAAAUCACAAUCAAUUGCCUGUGCUGGCUCCGGCAGCUCAUCAUCCGAACCCCAUCCCUGUUGAAGCUCGACCUGCCAGUGGAAUACUCCAAUGAGUUUGUCCAGUUUGUUGAGAGAGAAGGGAAAAACAUCUACAUUUGGAGGCCAGUGGUUCCCCGCUACGGGCAUCUCCUCCAGAGCCGCAGUGAUGCAUUGGCCAACGCGACAAGUUCGCACUCAAGUAUCAUACAAAGAUACGUCCCAGCUAUUGUUCGCUCGUGGUUUUCUCUUGGCUAGUGAAAGGGUAAUUUAUAAUAUGACCACCUGAACCGAUGUUUGGUGGAAGUAAUGCACCAGUACAUGACACAUGGAUAAAUGUGGCUGUAGUUAUGCGGGGAUCCGAAUGAUAUUACUGUGCGGCAGACGCAAGGAUAUAUUAGCCACUGCCUGGCAUGCAAGGAGAG
Molecule: messenger RNA, 1571 nt
Organism: Linderina pennispora
Lineage: Eukaryota; Fungi; Kickxellomycota; Kickxellomycetes; Kickxellales; Kickxellaceae
Exons: 8
Coding region: 34-1404 (456 amino acids)
Source: RefSeq, a predicted model, not a curated record